UGCAGCCAUGGCUAUUUCCUUCCGUGUACCUUGUGCCUGCAAUUAUAGCUGCAAACAACCACUGGUUAUAAAACGAAUGCAUAUAGAGCAAGCACGCAGGGGGCGAUAGAACAACGAAGAGCUGCUUAAAUACUGCUAAUUCGAAACUUAGACCGGAUAAUGCAAUCCUUGAACCUCCCAAUACCAAUUUACAACAACAAUCUAGCUCCUCAAAAAGCUGACAAGCAUUCUCUCUUUAGAAACACAAGAGACCAAACGCACCGUUUCCCUACUUCGCUUCUCGCGGCCAAACAUGACCUGGUUCCCAAAGAGGAAGAAGAUAAAGGGGUGGCGUCUGUGCCUUUGCCGGAGGGGCUACUGAGGGAGGCGAUGCCCCGUCACGUGGCGGUGAUAAUGGAUGGCAAUGCGAGGUGGGCCAGGCAGCGUGGGUUUAUAGCAGCAUCCGCUGGGCAUGAAGCUGGUGCACGGUCACUUAGGGAGCUUGUUGAGUUGUGUUGUGACUGGGGGAUUGGAGUUCUCACUGUUUUUGCCUUCUCUUAUGAUAAUUGGAUUAGGCCUAAGGUCAGUAGCCUUCCCUCUCUCUUCCUUUCUUUUGUGCAGGAGGAGGUUGAUUUCUUGAUGAGUUUAUUUGAAAGGCUGUUGGUGUCCGAGUUGGAUAAUUUAGUGAGGCAGGGCGCUCGAGUCUCUACAAUUGGAGACUCGUCCAGGCUCUCGGAAUCUCUGAAGAAACUGAUAAGUGACUUAGAGGAGAAGACGAAAGACAACUCCAGACUUCAUCUCAUCGUGGCAGUCGGCUAUAGUGGGAAAUAUGAUGUUACAAAGGCAUGCAAAAGCAUUGCUCAAAAGGUAAAGGAUGGUACUGUUCAACUAGAAGACAUCGAUGAAAGCCUACUUGAACAGGAAUUGGAAACAAAUUGUACCGAAUAUCCAUGCCCUGAUUUAUUGAUAAGAACCAGUGGAGAACUUAGAAUCAGCAAUUUCUUACUGUGGCAGCUGGCCUACACUGAACUCUUCUUCGCAGAAGCACUCUGGCCUGAUUUUGGAAAAGCUGAGUUUAUAGAGGCCUUAACUUCCUACCAGCAAAGACAGAGACGCUAUGGUGGAAGACGUUCAUAACUGCAUGCUAUUUGAACUUCAAGAAUUAUUGACACGAAUUAAUGCCUUUUGUGUCAGGCAAAGCUAUAUUGUUUUUUUAAA
Molecule: messenger RNA, 1197 nt
Organism: Populus euphratica (Euphrates poplar)
Lineage: Eukaryota; Viridiplantae; Streptophyta; Magnoliopsida; Malpighiales; Salicaceae
Product: dehydrodolichyl diphosphate synthase 2-like
Exons: 3
Coding region: 160-1116 (318 amino acids)
Biological process (GO): response to cold; plastid membrane organization; polyprenol biosynthetic process
Cellular component (GO): chloroplast stroma
Molecular function (GO): ditrans,polycis-polyprenyl diphosphate synthase [(2E,6E)-farnesyl diphosphate specific] activity
Source: RefSeq, a predicted model, not a curated record